AUGUCUUGCCCACAAAGGAGAAUCUGCAUAAGAAAGGUAUUUUGCUUGAUGUCACUUGCUCCUUUUGCAAUUUUGCCCCUGAAUCUGCCCAUCAUUAUUCUUGGAUUGUGUUUUGCCCGACAAGCUCUCUUCUCUUCUGUCAUCAACUACCGUACCCCUAGCAGUAUGGAAUUAGGCGAAUGGAUUAUGAGUUUGUUGGAUUGUAAGGAUCUUUUGUGCUCCCAGUUGUUAUGUGUUAUUGUGCAGAAGGUGUGGCACGCGGGAAACCUCAUGAUCUAUCAACGAAAGGUCAUUUUCCUGCAAAGGGUGGCUGCAAAUGCGUUGUUUGCUGUUGAGGAAUACAAUCUCAGAAAUCUAGAGGUGUUGGCUAAGAAAGGUUCGCCUAUUACUUUGGCGCUGGAGUCCGUCCCCUCAAAGAUUUCAAUUUUUCAAGUUGAUGCAGGCGUUUUCCCUUAUGGUUCUGUGGUUUUUGGUUGCGUUUUUAAAAAAAUAAUGCUUCUUGCAUUUCUUUUGUGGCUAGCAAGAAGGAGUUCCUCAUGGUCCCUCCAGUUUUGGUUGAGAUUUUGGCAAUUAAAUGGUGUCUCAAUGUGGCAAUAG
Messenger RNA from Vicia faba (fava bean), 597 nucleotides. Lineage: Eukaryota; Viridiplantae; Streptophyta; Magnoliopsida; Fabales; Fabaceae. The record is from the annotation of a GenBank genome assembly.